AUGGGUUUAGUAAGGAAAUCCAAGAAGAAAGAGUCUUCGAACAACCAGUUGUUCCUCAAGAUCUACGCUAAUCGUGCUGCAGAAUUGAUUCCAAAUAAUAUCGAUGAAUCGACCACGGACUUUAAUUCUUCAGCGUCUGCUACUUCUGCUAGUAAAAAAAGCGUAAAUCCUGUUCUUGUAGCAUCGUUGAACAAUUCCAAGAGUAAAACUAAUAGGAAGUUGCAUACCACUCAGCCUACGUGGGAUUCUACACUCGUGAUACCCUUGAAAGAGAAUGACUACUCCCAGAUAGUCACAUUGACCAUAUGGGACAAGCAUACCAGGUACAAAAACUAUUUGGGAGAAUUGAGAUUGAAGGUCAGCGACCUAUUCUUGGGUAAGGAAACUGCACUGAAGACUGACUUAAAGUGGUAUAAGCUUUACUCUGGAAAGAGUUUUCAGGGGUUUGUGACAGGCUCAGUGUUGCUUUCUUUUGAAUUGGAAGUCAAGGCUAGGAGAAGGCAGCUGGGGAAGAGGAAAUCCCUGAAAGAUGAAGACUCAAGUGCAGGUGCCCCCCCUUCUAACUCGUCUAACUCAUCCCUACCACUUCCCAAGCUAGUGGUGAAGCCCCCCACAUUAACUUCAAAUGAUGUCUUCUCGAAGUUAGAAUCGAUGAAGCUUUCAGAGGAGAGCGAUGAACUUGACUUGGUCACCAUAGAUACAGUUGAUGAAAAGGAAAAGAUUAGUUUGUUCCAAAAUUGGAUUGACAGUUUACUCAUUCCCACUCCUGACACCCAUCUCUACAAACCUGAUGACCAAGGAUUCUACACUAAUGAGGUCUCUGCUGCAAUUGCGGAUGCAUCUGAUAUAGAAUCUAUGGCAACCAUGGCAACUGAAUCAACAUUACCUCCACUGUUGCAAGCUGAACCAAUAAACCUGUUAUUGACUCUGCAGGUUUUGCUGCACUCAAUUCUAGCUAGUGACUCUGAGUUUACUUCAAUGUCAGACGCUUCUUCAAUGUCAGAGUUCUCCGUAGACGAUGAAAAUUCGAAUGAAGUUCCUCCUGGAACUCUGCCUACAGAGCAUGAUCUUAGAUCUCAGGUUCUUGAUCGCCAACAUCGCACAACUAACAAGAGCAAAGAAAGUCAUGAAGGUAAAAAGAAAAGAAGGUUCGGUAGAAGGAGAAGAAGUUCUAAGCAUAAAUCAAAGUUGUCUUCUAAUUUCGAACUAAGCAACAGAAAGGUCCUUGGAGUCUUGUUUUUGGAGAUUUUAUCUUGUUCUGAUUUGCCGCCCAUGAAGAAUAUAACAAGGACUUCGUUUGAUAUGGAUCCUUUUGUUGUGGUUACAUUUGGAAAAAGAACAUUCAGAACAAGCUGGAAACGUCACACUCUUAACCCUAUUUUUAAUGAAAGGUUAGCUUUUGAAAUAUUGCCCCAUGAAAAGAAUUACAACAUCAAAUUCUCGAUAUUGGAUAAGGAUAGCUUUUCCUUUCAUGAUAAAGUUGCUAAUAUUUCGUUGAUGGUUAACGAAUUAACCAAAAUUUCUGGCGAUCUGAAUUCUCAGUCCCAGCCUGGUAAUAAAGGUGUAUCUACUAGUAACGAAGCAUCUUUCUCGUUAAACCUUGACUCUGCAACUGCUGAAAGGGACAAUGUUGACUCUGGAUCAACUGCACUGCAGAAUAUUAAAUUCUCAGAUGAUCCAAAUAUGGUGAGUUCCAUUAAGAAGAAGAGAUUUUCUAAACGAAAGAAGAUCACGGUUCUGUAUGCUGAUACCUCUAAAUUUAAGACUAUUGAUUUGGCUCUUGAUUUGCAUAAAGAGAAAUACGUAGGCAAAUAUUCCCCAGUUCUAAAAAUCAGAGCAAGAUUUGAACCUUAUGAGAGCUUACGAAGACAGUUUUGGAAAGUAUUACUAGAACGAUAUCAUAUAGAGGAAACUACGAAUACCUAUGAUUAUAUUGAACUUAUAGCAUUCUUGGAUACUUUAGGUUGCCAAGAUAGUGAUGAUAUUGUGAAUGGAUUUUUCAAUGAUUAUGACAGACUGAUGUGGGGUGGUGAUACGUUAACUAUUGAUGAAAUUAGCGAUAGUUUAGAAAAGCACAUUGAUUCAUCCGUAGGCAGUGUCAAAAUCUUUGAGAUUGAAAAAUGUCCAAUAUGUUUACAAAAACGAUUUGCAAAUAAGCAAGAUAUUGACAUAGUCACCCAUGUUGCAAUUUGCGCUUCAAAGGAUUGGAGCAUUGCUAGUAAGUUGUUGUUGUUUUCGUAUGACACUCCGGAAGUUGCUACAAGAAGGUGGUUUUCCAAAGCCUUGAUUAAAAUAUCAUAUGGUAAGUACAAGUUAGGAAGUAACUCUGCUAAUAUCUUAGUGCAGGAUAGAAGAACGGGGAUUAUUAUGGAGGAAAAAAUGGGAGUCUAUGUAAGAUUGGGAAUCAGACUUUUAUAUAAAGGUUUGGAUUCUGCCAAGAGUAGACGAAUCAGGCAAUUAUUAAAAAAAUUGAGUGUAAAGCAAGGUUCAAAGUUUGAUAAUCCUUCUCUGAAGAAUGAUAUACCUUCAUUCAUCAAGUUUCAUAGAUUGGACCUCGCAGAAUGUCUUGAAGAAGAUAUGACAAAAUAUGAUACUUUCAAUGAGUUUUUCUACAGAAAAUUAAAGCCUGAUGCAAGACCUAAUGCUUCCGAAGAUGAGAGGAUUGUGGUUUCUCCUGCUGACUGUAGAUGUACAGUAUUCAAAAAUGUUAAUGAUGCUACCGAACUUUGGGUAAAAGGCAGAAAUUUUACGUUAGCUAAAUUGUUUAAUGGUAAUUUGAACGAUUUGGAGGAUUCUAAUUUGUAUAAAGCAAAUCAAUGCUCUUUAGGUAUUUUCAGAUUGGCACCCCAAGAUUACCAUAGAUUCCAUUCGCCAGUGACUGGAAAAGUAAGACAAAUAAAGCAAGUCGAUGGAGAAUACUAUACUGUGAAUCCAAUGGCAAUAAGAUCUGAACUAGAUGUCUUUGGUGAAAAUGUUCGGACAUUGAUUACGAUUGAUACUGAACAUUUCGGUACCAUCGUUAUGAUCGCAGUUGGUGCUAUGAUGGUUGGCUCCAUUGUUUUAACUAUUAAGGAAGAAGAUGAAAUACGUAGAGGAGAAGAGGUAGGAUAUUUUAAAUUUGGUGGCUCUACUAUUUUAUUACUCUUCCAAUCAAAAUAUUUCCAGUUCGAUUCAGAUAUGGUGGAUAAUUCUUUGGGUUGUAUUGAAACAUUAAUUAGAGUUGGUCAAAGUGUUGGACAUCAUCCAGACGUAGAAGAAUGCUCCAUUGGUCAUAUUGACUUCAAUAAGCAAUCCAAGGAUUUCAAAUUGAACUUAAUCAGGGUUCUUACUGGUGGGGACUUGAGUAACGCUAAAGACCUUAGUAAUUGGGAGGCCAGUAAACUUGAAAUAGAAGAUGACGAUGAAAUUGUGCUAAGCGAAGGGGAAGGACUAGGAAAGUAUGAGCCUUUUGAUGAGGAGGAAGAAGAAGAUGAAGUAGGGUCACUUGAUUCAGAAUAG
This is a messenger RNA of Dujonia railenensis, 3498 nucleotides long. NCBI's taxonomy places the organism in Eukaryota, Fungi, Ascomycota, Pichiomycetes, Serinales, Debaryomycetaceae. The record is from the annotation of a GenBank genome assembly.